CAAAGACUCAGUAGCCAGCCACGAAAAGCAACAACCAGAACUGCAAGACUCCAAUACUCACACAGAUUGUAACCCGCAGACGUUAUCAUCUCAAUCAUCUGCUAUCCACCAUUGCGGGCCAACACCUAAAUAGAUUUUCACCAAUUCCAACACGAGUUCCAGCAAGGAGAUUCGUGGACGAACCUCUCGAAAAAAUCUUAAGUGGCCUUGAACCAGAACAGUCGACAUCUGAUGUGCCGAACCAACCAGUUCCAGCGACCCACAAUAUCAGUGCUCCACGUCCGGACCCUCCACAUCACCUGCAACCUCAACUUCAAGAACUUCACGGAUCUCACCAACUUGAAAAAGAUGCUGACCAGAAUGAUGCUGAUAGGCCUACUGCUGGCCCUAGUAAUCAAACUCAGAGUCCACGGAUAUGAGCUCACGGACUUAACAAAUACAGCUGGAGCAAUCCCAAUUAAAACAAGUAGCGAUGUUUUUUCUAACACAUCUCAUGCACAUAUUCACACUAUAAAUAUAACAGCUCUAGGUUACGAAAUUGACGCACUUUUCCUAAAUGCUAAUUCUCUAACCAACUCUUCUAUCGAUAAAACGCUCCUUCAAACGCUAUUUCAACAUUUCACUUACCUAUCCAAUAAAAUGGAGCAUGUAAAAUCUUAUAAAACGCAAAGUAAACACAAACGAGGUAUUUUCAAUGGUCUAGGUACAGCAAUAUCUUGGAUCACAGGUAACAUGGACGCUAAUGACAAAGAACAUUAUAAUUCAAUUGUCAGAGAAAUAGAAAAUAAUGAACAGAUAAUCCAGAAAAACCUGGACUCACAAAUUAUUUAUAAUCAUAGGUUAACAGACAAAUUUAAUGACAAUAUGAAAAUUAUUCAAAGCAACAACGCUGUUUUACAGGAUUUUUUACUGAAAGCCUCACAUGAAAUCAAUGUCAUUGAACGUCUUCAACAAUAUUCUCUUCUAUUAGCAAGUGUGUCUCUUCUUGAGCUUCAUGUAAAUGAUAUUGUGGAAAGUCUGGAAUUUUGUAAAAAGAAUAUUCUACAUUCUAGUAUUUUAUCUCGCUCAGAAAUAUCUUCAAUAGUUUUAAAUACUCCCGAUAAUUUGGCAUCACGAGACGCUUCUGUGCUAAGGCAGAUCUCAAACGUGCAUUGCGCACUUGGUAAUGAUUUAUUGACUUACUUCAUUCAAAUUCUUAUUGAAACCUUGUUAUUAGAUUCUUAUUUUAUUAUUUCGUAUCCAAUUACGCCCAACGCAAAACUGACAGAUUACAGAGAGUAUACAAUGAAAAUCAACAAAUCUAUUGUAUCCUAUUGUAAAGGCGAAUUGUAUGUUCUAAACGAUUGUGUUUUAAUCUCUAAUACUAGGUAUUGUAAUAAGCUUGAUAGGUUAGAUGAUCCAUGUAUUUUAGAUUUAUUUAGUAAUAAUGAAUUGAAAAAUUGUGAAUUAAUCUCUUUGCAAGCGACUUGUGGUUUUGUAAAAUAUAUUGAUAGCAUUAGUAGUUACUUAAUCUAUAAGAACAAUAAUGUACGAUUGUGUGUUAAUGGUAGUGAACAAUUGAUUAAUUUGCAUAGUACUUCACUCUUACAUGUUACGUUAAAUGAAAAAAUGUGUGGCUUCAAUACUCCAACAGUUUACAAGGACACUUCACCACUUGUUAUUUCAAAAUUUCCGGCUCACCUGAAACAACUUGAUGUUAAAUUCGAUACAGUUCAUUUAGCGAACCUAGGAGAUAUUUAUUAA
Messenger RNA from Nilaparvata lugens (brown planthopper), 1743 nucleotides. RefSeq lists its product as uncharacterized. NCBI's taxonomy places the organism in Eukaryota, Metazoa, Arthropoda, Insecta, Hemiptera, Delphacidae. The record is from RefSeq and is a predicted model, not a curated record. Bases 232 to 1743 code for a protein of 503 amino acids. The transcript is spliced from 2 exons.